Molecule: messenger RNA, 2674 nt
Organism: Mya arenaria
Lineage: Eukaryota; Metazoa; Mollusca; Bivalvia; Myida; Myidae
Exons: 2
Coding region: 173-2347 (724 amino acids)
Source: RefSeq, a predicted model, not a curated record
UAGGUACUGACAGGGAGAGUUCGCUAAUACUGACAUGUAAAACUUACACUUUCUGUGAGUCCUGUAUUUAUCCAUAGUAAGAUUAAUAGUUACCUAAUUUAGUAUAUAUCGUUUAUAAAAUCAGACUCUUCAUACAACCAAGGACCAAAGGUUUUGGUGACUUGGGGAUGAAAUGGACUACAUCAAGUUUAACCUUACACUUUUUAGAUGUGAGGAUAGCUCAAAAUUAGAAAUUUCACCCACAUUGGAAACAAGCAAGGAUGACGUUGUUACAGUGGUAUCCAGUGAGGCACAUGUGAUCAAGAAUGUUUUGGGUGAUGACUUAUAUUCUAGUCUCAGAACCUUCUUUAGGUUUGAAGGGCAGAAUGAAGCGGAAUCAGACUUUGAACCAGAAAUUGAAGAUAUACAGCAAAAUCAUGUAGAAUUACAAAAAGACCCCUGCAGUGAUAUCAUUUCAAGUGUAGAACUAUACUUAACAUGGAAUACUGUUAUAGUGAUAAUCUCAGUGUUAAUAGGACUAGUGUUUUUUGUUCUUUUGGCGUGUCAAAGCAGAAGGAUAUUCAAGGCUUUGAUAUCCAGAUACAAACAUUCCAGCCAAGUUGAAUACACUGAUAUAAACCAAGAUUCCACAGUAUUCGUCUCCAAUGAUCAUGAAGGCUUGCAAACAUGUGAUCUAGCAUCUUCGCUAGCACAACAAACAGAUGAUAUACACAAGGCUGCGGGUGUAAAACUGUUCUACCAACCUUAUAUCAGACCAAAGACUGGUCUUGUUGAGACAGAUUUAUCAAAGUUUCUCGAAGAAACUACUGCUAAGCUUUUCUCCAAGUUGGACCGGCUGCUUCUGAAAGGUGGUACAGCUGACCAGACCCAGUCAGCUCUCGCCACACCCCGACUGGCCCGCCGUACCCUGGUGCGCAGACAGAGGGUGGGCAGCUCACCAAUGCUGUCCAACACAGCCACUUUACAGGAGAAUGAUUCUGGCACAGGACAGCGAUCAAAAACAUGGCAACAGUUCAGAAUGUUUGAAUCUCUAAUGGGUUGGAACUUGUCAAGACAGUUUUCUUUUGAUGAGACGAAUUCUGGUAGAAGUUCUAUGAAAUUGAUGCAGUUCUUUCAAAGAAUUUCAUCCCUUACAGAGGAUCAUAUUAGGGCUUCUUCCUUAGUUGUGAACUAUGUCUUGUAUCUGGUUAAGUGUGAGUUAGAAAACAUUGGUGCAAUUCAUUCUGAUGUGUAUAGAUUUGUGAAAUUCAUUCCAUCUGGGUCCACCAAAUAUGGAACUAAAGUGUCAAGAGUUAACACAUGUGAUUUUCUUAUGUUGCUUCAAUCACCACUCAAGCUUGAUGGUGCCAUUCAUGAAGUAAACUGUGACCACCAGCUGGUACCACCUGGAAUGGUGGUCAUUACAUUAGAUAAGGAUGCCACAGUGAAAGGGUCACAGAGAGACAUGGUCAUUCACUGUGAUAUAAAUGGUGAUACCCUACAAUGUCUUUCUUCAAAACAUUUGCUAAAGUUCUCUGAGGAGGUUAUUGACAUAUGCAUUCAGAAUCUGUAUACAAGGUGGAGAUCUGAUAUGGAUAAGUUACCAUUUACUGUAAAACGAUCAACAACAGCCCAACUGCAGCUCAGCAUCGACACCCGAGCCAUUGUUGGCCUGGGAGAAGCAGAGGUCAAGGUCGAUCUAAUCCCUGUUGUUGCCAUGGCAACAGAAGGACCUCUUCAGUCACCAUUGUUGUAUGGGACACCUAGAAUGGAAGACAGUGAGCCUAAAACACCUUUGGGUAGCAACUCUGGAUUUGUAAAUCCAAAUUGUUUAUGGAAGGUCCGAUAUGAUGACUUUGAUUCUGCUUUUGCAGUUGCCGUGGACAGACGAAAUGCAGAGAGCUAUAAUCAGUCAUGCAAUAAAGUGUGCUUGAUGAUAGUGAAGGCUAUAUUGACAGCCUGUGACCGGAAAAACCUGCUAGACCGGGGCAUAUUUCCCAGCUACCAUGUUGAGACUGUCAUGAACUUUCUCCUGUCUGAGAGCGAGCCUUUUCAGUGGGCACCUGAUUGCUUGGCUGACCGCUUCUCUGACACAGUCCACUUCCUGCAACAGUCGUACACGAAUGGCCGCCUCCCGGCAUUCUUCAUGAACAACCAGCACCUGAACAAGAAGAUGCCACAAGUUGGGGGAAACAAACUGUUGACAAGGAGAAGGCAGCACAACCUCCUGGCUGAGACAUCAUGUGAAGGCCGGGAGAAGUGCCUGGUUUACAUGAAGGAGCGAAUACGAGAAGUGGGUCUAACUGACUGCCUCAAUGAAGAAUACUCCCCAGAUAUGUGGGAAUAUGAAUUCUUCCUGUUCAACUAACAGUAAAUGAUGAGAUGAAAUUUUAAACAGAACUCAUGUGUUUAUAUAUAUUGAUUGUGUGAUAUGGCUUUAGAAUGCAUUAUUUUUAAGCUUUCAAAUAGUUACUUCAUUAAAUUGUUUCAUCAGUUUGAUGCUGUAAUGCUUAAAGUUUAAAUAUUAGUAUAAUGUGCAUGCUGUAACAUGUUAGUAUUUUUUUCACACACAUAUAUAUUGCUAGAUCUAUAGAUGUCACACACCGUGUGAUAAUUGGUUGAAGUGUCUAUUAUAUGGAUUAUUUUUUUUACAUAUGUUGUAGUCUUAAAUAAUUCAUUAAAUGAACAAAAAACA